Meira miltonrushii is the source of this 402-nucleotide messenger RNA. RefSeq lists its product as uncharacterized. The coding region runs from base 1 to 402 and encodes 133 amino acids. NCBI's taxonomy places the organism in Eukaryota, Fungi, Basidiomycota, Exobasidiomycetes, Exobasidiales, Brachybasidiaceae. The record is from RefSeq and is a predicted model, not a curated record. The transcript has a single exon.
AUGCAACUCAGCAUCCUGCUUACGUUAAAGAUCGCCUUUUGCCUGGUCAAGGUCAUCAACGCCAGCGGAGAGGGUGAUGCAGGCGAGCCGAGUAUCUCAAACUUUGAAUGGGAAAAAUCAGGAGGUGAUAUAGGGUAUCAUUCUGCUAAAGAAACAAAACAUUUGGAUUAUGUUAGACGUGUAAGAGAUGCUAAAGACGUUCAACUUAUUGCUCUUGAUGAUCACAACGAAUCAAUCAAGAAAAAAGCUAAUCUGAAACCUGUUUUGCAAUAUUUCAAGAAGAAGGCUAAGAAGCAAGCUGACACUUUAAACGACUUAGCCGUCAUACGUAAACUGCCAGGUCCCAAAACGAGAGACCACCUUGCUAGAAAGGGGAAGUUACACAGAAGAUCUAUUGAGUAG